Messenger RNA from Pectinophora gossypiella (pink bollworm), 1604 nucleotides. RefSeq lists its product as uncharacterized. The transcript is spliced from 7 exons. Bases 37 to 843 code for a protein of 268 amino acids. NCBI's taxonomy places the organism in Eukaryota, Metazoa, Arthropoda, Insecta, Lepidoptera, Gelechiidae. The record is from RefSeq and is a predicted model, not a curated record.
AAUUACUCGGAUAUUGUUAGUUAUAUAGUUUACAACAUGGCGGUAACACGGAGGGAAUAUAUUUUCUCUUCGUUUUUAAUUGGAGUUGUCUCUGUGCUUUUGAUUGUGGUUGCAGUGUCAAGUGAUAGUUGGAUAGUAUCGAGCGCGAGUGCGCAAGGGCAGAUCCGCGACAACUACAUUAACUAUGGACUCUUCCGGGGCGAAUUGGAGAUCAAUAUCCUGAGCACUCCUGUCAUUAAUACCUUGUAUAUGACAUGUGUGGUAGACGAAAAUGCCUGCGCUGUAAGCUGUAAAACGACGCCUGAGGCGAGAGAAAAUGAGGUUCGAGCCUUAGCUCAAGGCUACCGUCCAGUUUUAGGAUGUAAUUCGGACUCAACCAUCCUUCCUGGAGAUUUAUUGGACCCACCACCAGUAAUAUCGUUCGCGUUCUACGCGUCCACCUUGGCCGUAAUAUUCCUUCACCUGGCCUUCGCCGUGAUAUCCUCAGGGUUGGCCAUCGUCAAUGCUACGAGGAAUCCCACUGAACCUAUAUGGGGUCUACCUGGAUGUCUAUGGUCUAACGCGAUCACAGCAGUCCUAGGAUUUACCGUUCUUCUCAUGUUCGGCGUGUACUGGGCGACCUCAGGGCUAAAAGACCAUCUCGCCUUCUCUGACACUGCGCAAAUAUCUUACACUCUCAGCCAGGGCCUAGGAUACUCUUACUGGUUGCUAAUAGCUGCGGUGAUAUUUUCACUAUGCAACGUGGGUCUCAUUGAACUGAGGAAGUACUUGCUAGAACGAGAUCCUCCGCCCCCUACCAUCAAAGUGGAGAACCAUUCUGACGGCACCAUUUUCUUAUAUUAGAUUCAUCAUCAUCACAUGAACGCCCCCACUACUGAGGCACGGGCCUUCCCUAUGGAUGGAUAGGGAGAUCGGGCCUUAAACCACCACGCGGGCCCAGUGCGGAUUGGUGGUUAUUAACGACUGCUAAUUCAGUCGGGACCAACGGCUUAACGUGCCUUCCGAAGCACGGAGCUCGAGAUGAAAACUUUUUUUUUGUGGUCACCCAUCCUAUGACCGGCCUUUGCAAAAGUUGCUUAACUUUAACAAUCGCAGACCGAGCGCGUUAACCGUUGCGCCACCGAGCUCCUCAAGCUCCUCCUCCAUUAGAUUAGAUUAUUUAGUUAAAAAAAAUAGGCGUCAUUAAAUUCACGGAAUGUAGAAGAAUUAGCUGCUCCCAGAUCGGCUUCUAUAUUCGCAAAACCAUGUAGGUACCUUCAAAUUCAAAUUCAAAAAUAUCUUUAUUCAGUAGGUAACAUACGUAGUUACACUUUGAAUCGUCAAUUUUUACAUAACAAAUUCAAAUUCAAAACAAUUUAUUUCGGAUAAUACGUACAUCCAUAAUUUGUUAGUAACAAUGCACUUACUUACUAGGUUAGUUAACAAUCAAAUUAAAUAUUAAAGUGUUAGUGACAAUGAAACUUAAUUCUAUGUUAGUAGUACAACACCUAUAUAUAACACCCUAUCAUUAUUUAUCAUAGGCACCAGAAUCAGGCACGAACGUGUCAUCCGCCUAAAACUACUGCAGCUUCUCAUAAGCUGUAUAGCCGGGCAAAAAAAAGCUG